CUCUGCAUAGCUUUGGGAGUGGUCUGAUGGACUAUAUAGUAGGUGGUAAGGCAAGGUUCUAGUGAAGCAUCUUUCUUCAGUUGGUAUCCAGACUGUGGUGUGAUUUCUCAGAGAUGCGGCUGUCUUCCAUUCAACCAUAUCUCUGGGCACCCCUGCUGCUCCUGCUCAUGUGUGAGAAUGCGGCUUCUGUGCCCAGGUGUAUCAUGAAAGAUGGAGGCUGCCAGAAGGUCCUCAGCUACAUGUUUAACAGGACAAGCACCACAGCCGAGAGCAUCAACCUCCUCUCUUCAGACACGCUAAAGGAAUUUGAUGCGCAAUAUGAUCCAGGCCAGAAGUUCCAGAACAAGCCCACCAUGACCUGCCACACUGCAUCCCUCUCCAUCCCAAACAGCAAAAAGCAAGCUCAAAGAAUGCAGCCUGUGGCCCUUCUGAGUGACAAUCAGAAUACUGGCUGCCUGGAAAAACCUUCUGUACCUGUAGCAAACAACAUGGCUGAUCUUGAUGGAACUCCUUAUGCUACCACAUCAAAAGUUGCAUUGAUUGAUGGUCAAAUCAAAAGACUCACAAAAAAUCUGCAAGACAUUAAGACUAUACUAAACCAGGUUUAUCCCAAGCAGAAGGAAAAAGAGAACUACCCUGCCUGGUCAGGAGAGCCAUAUGUACAGCAAUCCCAAAGAAGAAUUCAUCUUUUUGGUUUACAUAGCUUGUUCUUCUGCUUGCACAGUGAUGCCCAAAAGGUGUCUGAUUAUGUCAACAUCCUGAAACGCCAAAUUGUGCCUAAUGAAUGAAAAGCUUCCAUCCUUCCUAUCUUUUUCUGGGACAGUUUGCACUGAUGUAAUCCUUAAAAGAUUCUUUAAAUUUUGUAGAGUUUCAGUGUGUGAUUGAGUGUAAGCACCACUUCUUUUUUAAAUUUUAUUUUCAAUUAUAAUACAGUUACACCAUUUCCUUCUUCCAUCUGCUUUCUGCAAACCUUCCCUUAUCCCCUGCCUUACUCUAUUCUCUAUAAAAUGUAGUUUCUUUUUCUUUAAUUACUAUUUUUACAUACAUAUAUCAUUGCUACAUAUAUGCAUGUAUAAAUGAAUAAAUCUGCAAAUACAGUCUGUCAAAUGUAUUUGUU
Messenger RNA from Peromyscus leucopus (white-footed mouse), 1117 nucleotides. Its product is annotated as prolactin-5A1-like. The record is from RefSeq and is a predicted model, not a curated record. Gene Ontology annotation, cellular component: extracellular region. Lineage: Eukaryota; Metazoa; Chordata; Mammalia; Rodentia; Cricetidae. Gene Ontology annotation, biological process: mammary gland development; positive regulation of lactation; positive regulation of cell population proliferation. Gene Ontology annotation, molecular function: hormone activity; prolactin receptor binding.